UGAACAGUCUCACUGUAUUUCUUUGUUUUCUUUCUAUCUUCUAUUAUAUCUUCAUUCACAACCCAAACAUCACAAUGUUCAAAUUGUUAGGAACCCUCCCCAAUCAUCCGUUUCUAAACUUUAUUAAAUUUACUAUGAUUGACUUUCUGCUGAAUUGCAUGCGAACUACAAGGUAUAAUGAUAACGAUGAAAGGACAGCGUAUUGUGAGAUUUUUAUACCGAUAUUCAAAGCUUUUGGAAACACCACUCAAAAACUCGAAUACACUUGGUGCGAAAAAAAAGCAAAAGAUUCGGAUUAUAUCUGGCUUGCCACAAAUAACUUUACUUUAUAUUUAUAAUGUAUAGUGCUAUAAGUGAUUAUUCAUUUAUAAGAUGAAAAACUAUUUAUUAUAUUUUGUAUUGAAAGUGCUCAGAUUACCACAGGAUGCUCACAGAAACGCUGUUGCUGUCCGUG
Gilbertella persicaria is the source of this 454-nucleotide messenger RNA. RefSeq lists its product as uncharacterized. The transcript is spliced from 2 exons. Bases 75 to 338 code for a protein of 87 amino acids. The record is from RefSeq and is a predicted model, not a curated record. NCBI's taxonomy places the organism in Eukaryota, Fungi, Mucoromycota, Mucoromycetes, Mucorales, Choanephoraceae.